AUGGAUAUAUCUCAACCACCUAAAGACUCUGCGGAUAUCGAGUCCGAAAAUAAUGCUUCGUCUCCCUCUUCCAACCCUUUCGACAAUACCGCUGUCGAGGUCAUUCGACUUAUCGCAUCCAACCUCCCAGGUGAGCCAGAGGCAGUCGGCGCUCUGGCUCUCUGUAAUCAAGUCCUGGAGUCCAUCUUGGACGACAUGAUUCCGCCAGAAGCGAUCGCGUAUGCGGCAAUCCGUAGCUUGGACCGGAACCUGGUCUCAAUGACAAUUAGGAAGAGGGGAGCGGACACCAUGGUCCUGGCUCUCACCAGAACCGACAUUUACGACAUUUACGUCCUCAAUGUCGUCGUAAAAAACAAUCGCGAAGACCUAUUCGGUUUAAUCGAACCGUUUAUUACAGCGGAGCACCCAUCAACGCACGUCGCCGCCUGUAGUGCAAGCGGAUACGGAUAUUAUCCGCUUCUUCACAGGCUCAUGCCUUACCUUGCUGAAGACACCAUUUUGGAGAUUUUCGAAAUGAUGUGCAACGGUGGCAUCGUCUCCGAAGUGGUGGCUCUCCUCGCCCUCACACCAACCCAGCUUCGCCCAAAACUGUGCACUCUAAAUAUGGAAUCGGCAGUCACCAGCGGUAGAGUCGAACUCCUCCGCGUCCUGAUCGAAGGGGGUACGGACCUCAAUACGAUCAUGAUCAGCGAGUCAAUCGACUGGGAGGAGCGUACCUGCCUCCACUGGCUCGGCAUCUACUGGCUUCGGACCAAUCAGCUUAAUAAUGCCUUCUCCCCUAUGAUCAAGAUGUUCUGCCAGGCCGGCGGUGCAGAUCUGAAUGCACUCGACUGCCAAGGUCGUAAUGUCCUCCACGAAUUUGCCUUAAACGGUUCGAAACUAGUCACCCCUUCUCAACCUUUCGAGGAUGACUUCACCAACGAAAGACCCGACUGGCUUUACGAGUGCGCGUUGCGCGAGAUUAUCGAGGCAGGCGCCAAUGUCAACCAGCAGGACGAAUUUGGCAAAACACCUCUCCACUACGCAGUCCAGAAUCGUGAGGCGGUCAUGGUUAGGAUCCUCUAUGAGUAUGGUGUCAACACGCUCAUCGAGGAUAGCGAGGGCAUCCGGGCCAGUAAGACAAAUGGCCUUGCAUGCAUGGCUCCGCACACCUUGGAAUUCAAGGUCCUCAUGAUGGAAGUGGAACAGGAGAAAUGGGUUGAUGGCGAGGAGAUGGAGGCUCUGCUAUUUAAACUUGAUUCUUCUGGUACUUCUGGUUGGCUGAGAUUCCUUCAGUUAUCCUGCCAGACCCGUUAA
Morchella sextelata is the source of this 1296-nucleotide messenger RNA. RefSeq lists its product as uncharacterized. Gene Ontology annotation, cellular component: nucleus; cytoplasm. The record is from RefSeq and is a predicted model, not a curated record. Gene Ontology annotation, molecular function: protein binding. Lineage: Eukaryota; Fungi; Ascomycota; Pezizomycetes; Pezizales; Morchellaceae. Bases 1 to 1296 code for a protein of 431 amino acids. The transcript has 2 exons.